Molecule: messenger RNA, 2635 nt
Organism: Nasonia vitripennis (jewel wasp)
Lineage: Eukaryota; Metazoa; Arthropoda; Insecta; Hymenoptera; Pteromalidae
Exons: 2
Coding region: 180-695 (171 amino acids)
Biological process (GO): negative regulation of signaling receptor activity
Cellular component (GO): plasma membrane
Molecular function (GO): type 1 cannabinoid receptor binding
Source: RefSeq, a predicted model, not a curated record
ACUGCCCCCACCAGCAGAGACUGCGCGAGCUUGCGAGCUUGCAGGGGUCGAAAGCUCUCAGUUCGCGGCAGGAGGCGUUCGCGCGAGCAUCGCUACGUUAUAGAGAAAGAAGGCGAGGUCGGUUAUAAAACAGGGCGAGAAGGAGGCAGUAAGACGCUUGGUUUGAGAUAUGGAGCCUGAUGCAGGGGGAGAAUGGUCCAGCCGCAAGCCAUUACCGCGUUACGCUUUCGUUGCGCCGCGAGCCGAAUCUCAGCCCGGUUUUCUGCAAGAUGGAGACAUCGAACAAGUUUCGCCAGCUAAAGACCGUCAAGCUCAGCGUCGAUGCCACCUACCGGCUUGACAUCAGUUUCAAGCCGCCUCAAGUGCUGCAAUCGCUGGCGAUAGGCGGCAAAGAGACGCCCGCUGUGGAGCGAGCUCGCGACGGCACUGCCUGCGCGUACAGCGCCUACCACAGCACGAAGGACGUGCCAGUUAGUCCGCGCGGCCACCGCGAGGAUCUGCAGAUCGCGAUGCGGGUCCUGAGCUCGGGCAACCUCACCACGUGCCUGCAGAUCAAGUACUACCCGACCGGCGAGCAGAGCCACUGCCAGUGGGGCUCGCGGCUCCACUGCAUCGAGCUCGACUGCACCAGCGUCGAGGGCCGACUCGUCAUGGUCGAUCGAGAGACCUACAGAAAGCUCGGCAUCACUGCCUGAUCGCUUGUUCGUCAGCUCGACGCCCUUUAACUGCGUAUGACUUACUGUACUAAAAUUUAGCUACGUUAUAUAUGCGUAUACAUUCAGGCUGUGCGUGCGUCUGCUAAUGCGCCGUAUAUCUAUAACGUUAUAAAAUGACGAGGUUGCUUUUCGGCAGGUUCGCGGUUGCGUUGAUUUUCUUCUCUUCGCGAAGAUAAGAGAUACCUUCCGUUUGCAGCACUCGCAUUAUACAGUGUAACGCGAUGCGCUCGCAAUUUUACAAUUGAUUUUCAACGAAAAGAUCUGCCUGAUCUGGGAUCGCUCUUGUUAUUAUUCUCUCGAUUUCGAUUUCUAUUGUUCACGCAAGACGACACACACCUGCGAAUAUCUAAUGCGUUUCGCGAUUGGUUCAAUAACGUAUUAUAUUAUAUCACGUAUAAGCGGCGACGCGAACAAUUUCGAAUUUAUGCGGUACCUCGUUCAAGCCAAACAUUCUCUACUUCUAGGAAUAUAAUGUCAUUUAUGAAUUACGUAUCAGAUAAUAUUUACAAACAUCGAAUCCAGUUUAAUACGCUCCUAGGCCUAAGCCGAGUCGAACGCAAACGAUUCGCGACGUAUGCGUAUAUAUACAAUGAAACGCUUGUCGAAAUUUUUUCAAAUUCUUUUUAUAAUCCAACAAUUAGAUUCAGAAUAUUAAGAACGUUAAUAAUCAUAAUGAUAAUCACACGAAAUACUUGCAUUUAACUAUACGUAAAGCGCGUAAAGUCCCCGACUUGCCCCUCGGAUUUCGCUUCGGGCAACGUAUCCAUAAUAUAUUAUAACGACGCGUACACGCAAGAAUCACGUUAAAGAGAUUUUUCCAAGGUAAAACUUCUUAUUCAUCGCCGUAUAAUACUUUGCUCGUGGUCUAAAUUAAGAAAAGGAACAAACUUGUACAGAGUGCAAAACGACACACGUUUUAUGUGCAAUUCCUAUUAUUAAAAUUAAAUACUUUCGCUGAAGCGCAUUGCCAUACAUCACCUCACGAACGUUCGGUUGUACUUUAAACUUUUUUUCUAUAUGUAUAAUAAUACUUGUAACAAAAUUAAAGUAAUAAUAAUUAUAACAAUAAUACAAUAUAAUGUCAGGCAUUUAUCGUACCGAUUAUAUAUUAUACGAAAAAAUAAGUACCUAAACGCAACAGCAAUUUUAAGAUUUGCUGUAAUAGUCGCGAGCGAAUACCUCAUAGAAAAAAAGUUGAUCUUUUACGCGUGCAAUUUAAUACAUAUACAAGCGACGCUGACGCGCUGCUAUCUUCUUCUUUUAUCUCCUAUAGUAUUAUUAGAAUAAAUAUUAUAUACAUCACUUACGAAUUUUCAAAGAUUGAUGCAACGAUACACCUGCAAAGAGCUAUAUUUAUACAACAAACGACGUUCUCCGAUUAUUGCGUUAUUACAUUGUUGUUACACACUUUUGAAAAUGAUAGACAGAUGCAUUUGAUUUUGCCACAUCCGACAAAAAGAUUUGCAUUAAAAAAUUUUUCGUAUUGCGAAGAUUGUGCCUGCAUAUCAUUUUCAAAAUCUCCCAUUAGUCUAAGCAAUUAAACUGUUCGAGCCAACGUAAUACUCAGUAAGCGAAACUCGUUACUACAUCUUAUAAAUAUAUAAUGAUUAAUUAACUAAAAAAAAAGAACUAUUGAUUUUCCUUUAUUUUUUAUAUACCUACUUUGUACAUGCAAUUUCGUAAACAGCGUUGUUUCUGUCGACACGUUUACCUCAAAACUGCACACUUUUACAUUUGUCAAUGAAAACUCCGCAAUAGCUGAUGAGCUCUAUACCGAGUGUAUAUAUAACAAUUCAACUAUCGAAACGUCUCUUAUCUUUAUUUUGUUAAUUCUGCAUUAUUGAUUACUAGGGAACAAAGCAUCUAUUUUGUAUCAAAACUCCCACUGUUUAAAUAAAAAUCACAAAAAAAGCCUAUAA